This is a messenger RNA of Penicillium pulvis, 1545 nucleotides long. RefSeq names its product SMI1/KNR4 family protein. Gene Ontology annotation, biological process: regulation of fungal-type cell wall biogenesis; cell wall biogenesis. The transcript is spliced from 2 exons. NCBI's taxonomy places the organism in Eukaryota, Fungi, Ascomycota, Eurotiomycetes, Eurotiales, Aspergillaceae. The record is from RefSeq and is a predicted model, not a curated record. Gene Ontology annotation, cellular component: mating projection tip. Bases 1 to 1545 code for a protein of 514 amino acids.
AUGGCGAAUGUAUUCGGUUCGACAUGGCGCUCCUUUUGGCAUACCAUGACCUCCUAUGAUCGUCAUGCCUCUCACGACUCUCCCUACCGUACCGGUCGACACGUCCCUCUCAGUCAAAGCCGCCAUGAACCUCUCACCUCCAUUGCCACCAGUGCCAUCGAAUCUCGUCCAGAUCUCUCUAACCCAUACGACGAUGAGUCCUCCAAGGGCCUGGCGACCGCCCAAUCCACCGAAUUCAACGGCUCCCCGACCGACCCUGGUUCCCCUAACCGCCCUUACUCGCCCGGCAUGAGAUCCACCGCUUCUAAACGGAGGUCGAAUGAUCAGGAAGCGGGAGAAAUUCAGAUGCAAAGUUUCCACGACGGUGCGCCGCCGCCGCCGCCUGUCGCUCACUCCUGGCGAAAGAUUGAGCGGUGGCUGGAACACAACUACGAGGAAUUAUUGGACAACCUCGGCGAAGGAUGCACACAGAACGAUAUUAACGAGUUGGAACACGAGUUGGACUGCAGUCUGCCACUCGAGUUGCGGGAGUCUUUGAUGAUUCACGAUGGUCAGGAGCGCGGAGGUCUGCCUACCGGUGUUAUUUUCAGCUCCAUGCUGCUGGACUGCGAAGAGAUUGUGCAGGAGCGUCACAACUGGAAGACCGUCAAUGAAGAGUUCCUCAGCGCCGCCAUGAUGUCGACUCCCGUGUCCAGUUCCGCUGCCAGCUCGUCGGCCGCACCCCCUCAAUCCGGUACGACAUGGAGAAACGAGUUGCUCGAUCGUCAGGACUCCCAGCCUCCCGGAGCCGUGCAAAAGGCUUAUGCUCACCCUGCUUGGAUUCCCUUGGCCCGCGAUUGGGGCGGCAACCUUCUUGCGAUCGAUCUUGCCCCCGGUCCCGCUGGUAAAUGGGGCCAGGUCAUCAUUUUCGGCCGUGACUAUGAUUGUAAAUACGUGGUUGCGCGUUCCUGGGCGGCUUUCCUGGCCACCUUCGCCGACGACCUCUGCAGCGGCCGAACCAUCGUUGACGAGGAGACCAACGAGAUGAAACUCAAGGAAUUCAAGUCGCAGAAUGUCGAGCCGCCAUACAUGGAGGUUCUGCGGUGGAGAGUUGACCAGAAGUACGGCCGCCGCCCACCGCGCAGACGUGGCCCCAACGGACUGGGUGUGAAUGCAUCCGGUAAAGGAUCCACCCGAGAUUCACCCUACGGCAGCCCGACUCGCGCUGAGGAGCGUGGCCGAUCUCCCAACCGCUUCCCUAACCGUGGACCUGCCCAGAGCCCCAAGACUCCCUUCGGUAUGUCCAGCCCUCUUGCCCGGGUGACCGAGGAAGGUCCCGCUGGUUCGGCUGGACCUACGAUCUCUGAAGAUAUCCAAGAGAGCAAGGAAGAUGCCACAGAAGAUUUGCUGGAGGUGACCACCCCGCAAAUCUCCAAUAAGGAGAAUGAAGGGUUCCCCGAGUCCAAGCCCUCUGAAGAAAAGUCAGAGAAGAACGAUGAACCCGUUGAAUCAUCCAAUUCCCUAGACUCCGAGGUCCUUGGAGAGAUGAAGAACGUGGCUAUUUAG